AAAGAAAAGACCCAAACUUUGAGAAACGACACCUUUCUUCUUCAUUCAUUCAUCAAAGCUUCCUUUUUAUCCAUUGCGCGUGAAGAGAGAGAGAGAGAUAAAGCGAAGGAGACAAUCUACAUUCCUUUUGUUGUUCCCCAGAUCACGAGAAGGUGACUAUUGGGUUCCUCUGUUUUCCCCUGUUUCAACCCUAAUUCCCCAGAAAAUUCGAUCUUUCCUUGCUUCUUUCCCUGAGAUAAUUCUGGGUUUGCGGCUCUGACUCCGUUGGAUUAAAGGGUUUUCUUCGAAGACGCAUUUUGGUUUCGAUAGAGGAUAAAAGUUUCCUCUUUUAAGUCGGCUUUGGAGUUGAUGGAGGCUCGUGUGGGAAACAAGUUUCGUCUCGGACGCAAAAUCGGGAGCGGUUCUUUUGGAGAGAUCCAUCUCGGUACUCAUCUUCAAACCAAUGAAGAAGUUGCCAUCAAGCUUGAAAAUGCCAAGACAAAACAUCCGCAGCUGCUCUAUGAAUCCAAGUUAUACAGACUUCUACAGGGAGGAACUGGUGUUCCAAAUGUCAAGUGGUUUGGUGUUGAAGGCGACUACAAUGUUCUGGUCAUGGAUUUGCUUGGACCUAGUCUUGAAGACUUGUUCAAUUUCUGUAGCAGGAAACUUUCUCUCAAGUCCGUCCUCAUGCUUGCUGAUCAAAUGAUAAACCGUGUUGAGUAUUUCCAUUCGAAAUCUUUCCUUCACCGAGAUCUCAAGCCUGACAACUUCCUCAUGGGGUUAGGAAGACGCGCCAACCAGGUAUACAUCAUCGACUUUGGUCUUGCUAAGAAGUACAGGGAUAACACUACUCAUCAGCACAUUCCUUACAGGUGGGAUGAUUGGAUUGUAAUCAGUCUUCCUACGCACAACUCUAAACUCGGUUCUCAUUUUCUAUCUUGUAGAGAAAACAAGAAUCUCACUGGAACUGCAAGAUAUGCUAGUAUGAACACUCACUUAGGAAUUGAACAAAGCAGAAGGGAUGAUCUGGAAUCUCUUGGUUACAUUCUCAUGUAUUUCCUUAAAGGAAGUCUUCCAUGGCAAGGACUUAAAGCUGGAACCAAGAAACAAAAAUAUGAGAGAAUCAGCGAAAAGAAAGUCUCUACAUCCAUUGAGUCCUUAUGCCGUGGCUACCCAUCUGAAUUCGCAUCUUACUUCCAUUACUGCCGCUCCCUCCGGUUUGAUGAUAAACCGGAUUACGGUUAUCUCAAAAGAAUAUUCAGAGAUCUCUUCAUCCGCGAAGGGUUUCAGUUCGAUUAUGUGUUUGACUGGACCAUACUGAAGUACCAACAGUCACAGCUAACAGCUCCUCCAACACGUGGCCCUGCGGCUGGAACCAGUUCGGGUUUGCCUCCAGGAUUGACCAGCAUUGACAGAUACGGAGGAGAGGAAGAUGGAGGGAGACCACCGAUGGAUUCAUCAAGAAGGAGAACAUCAGGAGCUCUCGAGAACUCAUCAGCUGCUGUUAGAGCUCCAAUGAUGCCAAGCUCGUCGCUGUUCGGACAAUCAGCAGGAUCAUCGAGGAGAGUAACGUCUGAGGAGCUGCAGAGAAGCCGUACGGGCAGUGGAUUGAGAAACUCUGCGAUGGUUUCAACGUCUGAGAGGAAGAGAUCUUCUUCCACUAGGAAACAGUAUGAUUCUGCUAUUAAAGGCAUUGAGACUCUCCAUGUCUCUGACGAAAGGUAUCACCACCAUUGAUCUAUCGGUUAGAAAGAGAAAAAAAACAUGUCAUAUUUGUAUUAAUCAUAUAAAGCUUCGACUCUCUAUAUUAGAGAAACCAGUAAAUUUGCUGAUUUUUUUUUUUGUGUUGUUUUUUAAUCUUCUCAUUUUUACGUGCAAGUCUUCUUUGUUUUUUUUGUUUUUUUUGUUUUACUACGAAGUUACAUUAAAUUCAGUGUUUGGAAAUGGAAUCAUUGUGUAUAUGUAUGUUGUAAUUGUGGAUCUUUUAGCAAUAGUAAAAAUGUUUUCUCUU
Molecule: messenger RNA, 1990 nt
Organism: Brassica napus (rape)
Lineage: Eukaryota; Viridiplantae; Streptophyta; Magnoliopsida; Brassicales; Brassicaceae
Product: casein kinase 1-like protein 12
Exons: 12
Coding region: 349-1716 (455 amino acids)
Biological process (GO): signal transduction; endocytosis; peptidyl-serine phosphorylation
Cellular component (GO): nucleus; cytoplasm
Molecular function (GO): protein serine/threonine kinase activity; ATP binding
Source: RefSeq, a predicted model, not a curated record